UACAGUACACUGGGCGUACACCCGCGGCUCUCACAUUCCUCCAUCGUCUACACAGGCUGCUCCCGCCUGCAGUACAUGGUCCUGUCCGGACGCCCCCCUCCCGGCAUGGUACGGUCCGCACUAUAGCUACAGGCACAGUGAGGGACAGAGCGGGCGGAGGCACGGACUGAUCCAAUCAUGCGGCGGUGCGGGGGGACCGGACCUGUCAAGCCUGCGGACGCUGAGGUGCAAGCUAUAUGUGAGCAGAUGAGAGCACCGGUGGAGCUGAAGGUGGGGAAGGCCUUCAGCAUAUUCCAAGCAAUUCAGUACAAGACGCAGUGUGUCGCUGGGACAAAUUACUUUGUGAAGGUCCAGGUCGGGCACGAUGAGUACAUCCAUAUGCGCAUCUACCAGCCGCUCCCUUGUAUGAAUGCAGACCUGAGCCUCACAGCCUUCCAGGUGGGCAAAUCCAGAGAAGAGGAGAUCAAUCACUUUGAGCCCAGCGACUGAACCAUCCGCCCCACUGCGUCGCCUUACUAACUGUUAUAAUAAAAUAGAUUUUGCAGAUUA
Messenger RNA from Pseudophryne corroboree (corroboree frog), 549 nucleotides. RefSeq names its product cystatin-B-like. The transcript has 3 exons. The record is from RefSeq and is a predicted model, not a curated record. Lineage: Eukaryota; Metazoa; Chordata; Amphibia; Anura; Myobatrachidae. Gene Ontology annotation, molecular function: cysteine-type endopeptidase inhibitor activity. Gene Ontology annotation, cellular component: cytosol. Bases 178 to 489 code for a protein of 103 amino acids.